Perca fluviatilis (European perch) is the source of this 2202-nucleotide messenger RNA. It is a transcript of the gene ccdc14, whose product is annotated as coiled-coil domain containing 14. Lineage: Eukaryota; Metazoa; Chordata; Actinopteri; Perciformes; Percidae. The record is from RefSeq and is a predicted model, not a curated record. Bases 159 to 2072 code for a protein of 637 amino acids. Gene Ontology annotation, cellular component: centriolar satellite. The transcript is spliced from 11 exons. Gene Ontology annotation, biological process: protein localization to centrosome.
UGUAGAAAUAAUAAUAAAAAAAAAGCCGACAACACGCUUUAAACCCAUCAGCUAUCGUCAGUAUAUAGCUAGCUAAAAUAGUCAAAACAGUCUCCUCUGUGUUUGGCAGCACAUAAAUCAGUAGUAGCGUUAGUUUACUGAAGCUGCUGUGUUUCACCAUGAAAGGAACUGCUAAAAGCAAGGUGGUGACAUCCGGGAGGCUGACAGGAGGAGUCAAAGGGCAGCUGGCCAGGAGACGAGUGACUCCAAAACCAGGACCAGCAGCCUGCCCUGAGCCAGCCUACUCUCUGUACUCCACAGACUCUGAAGACCAGGUUACUUCUCUCCAUAAGGGUCUAGACCGGUGUGCUGCCUUGCUCGGUGGCAUCCUUCAGGCUGAGAAGACGGCUUUGCCAGGCCUUCCCAAAGCAGUGAAGUGUGGAGCAGCUAAAUCAAGACCAUCUACCUCACGAAUAAAGAAAACCAUCAAGAAUACAGACCAGAAGAGCUGUCAGUCAAGCAGCACAGCUCCAAGAACAACUCCUCCGUCUGCUGUCCCAGCUGCACACUCGCAAGGGAAGCUCCAUCCAGCUCAGAAACACCCUCCCACCCUGCUGCAGUCUCACGUCCCUUCUUCACCCAGCCAAACACUGCAGCAUCACCCUGCCACCAACCCUCCCCCCAAGCCCCAGACCUCCAUCUCUCCACCCCAGCCCAACCCUCCCCCUCAGACUGACUGCCAGGCUGCUUCUGAAGCUCCACGCCCACGUUGCCAGGCCGAGCGCGAUAGAGAAGAGGAGUUUGUUCCUGUGAGAGACAUCAAUGCCCAAAGCACUGCCGCGGACCCACACGCAGCCGUCGGACACACACCCUCGCACGUAAACACCUGUACCUUGAAGAUGUCAAACAUGCAGCUAGAGCUCGGAAAAGUUAAUAACGUCCCUCAGGACCCACACAGCGGGGAGGACUGCAGCGCAGAGAAAGAAGGGAAAUUGAAGACCGUUCAGUAUCUGCUUGCAGAACUCAAGGCUCUGAUCUCCGGACAAGGCAGUGUAGCAGAGAGGCUGCUCAGUCAUCUGGAGCAGACGGUGUCUUCACCACUGAUGAAUGCUGGUGGGUCGAGCAUCCCGACUGCACCAGACCUAUCAUCACUACACAGCCAGAACACUCAGCUCCGCAGACGUGUGAGGAUUCUUAACCAGCAGUUAAAGGAGAAGGAGAAAGCUGAGAGGCAACAGAAUAUGGAUACACUCUUUAACUCAGAAGAGUUGACUUUGCAGGAGGAUCUCACGACCGCUCAGUCCCGAAUGCAGGAGCUCCAGGAUGACCUCGCGGAACUACGGAAAGCCCUUCAGGACACACAGAGCCAGCUGACAGACAGAGAAGCACAUAAUGCAGUCAUCAAAACAGACUUGGAGGCCACUAGAAGCAGGUUGCUGGACAGUGAGCGAGAGAAGAGGGAGUUGGCUUCACUUGCCCAGCAAAGACUGGAAGAGAUAGGAAACCUUAAAAGGAUUCUUCAGAAUCAGGAGUCAUUAAAUUGUCCUACAGCUGUUGACAGCUCAGUCUUAGACACUGUGCCAACAAAACAACAUUUCAACCCACACCAGAACAGACAGGAUCCAGUAGAGCCCCCCACUGACCGCAUCACCCAGUUCCUGAUGUCUCUGGAUCAGCUGGAGCCAACACACACUGAGCACGCGUGCGCGGCCGCAGAGAGCGAAGGAAACGCACUGGAGCAGAAGAAACUGAACUCAGUCCGGCUGAGAGACACUUUAUCACAUCCCGAGGUCCGAUCUCAGCAAGGGGACAAACCCGAAGACUCGGCCCGUCACCAAAACUCUCAUCUUGACCAAUCCCGUUGUUUAGAUGAAGGCCAGUCGUGCGGGUGGCGGCUGGAGAAGAAGCGCAGACGCGUGUUGAACGCCACGCUGUCCCAGUGCGAUGUGGAAUCCGUGUGGUCCGACUGGAGCACGAGGUCAGGGUCGACCUUUGACACCAGAGACGAGGCAGCGUUCAGGGACGGCCUGGCAGCUCUGGACGCCAGCAUAGCCAGUCUGCAGAAGACUAUUCAACUGGAUCUGGGGAAGUGAUUCACACUCAGCUUUGCUUAUAUUAUAUAUUGUAAUUCAUACCCUCUUUUGUAUUCUGCAUUUUGCCUUUUUUUGUGAUGAUUUUAACAAGUGGUAUUUCAGAUAGGAAAUAAAGCAUUUAAAAAAUAAA